AUGUGGCUCGUACUAAUCUGUGUUCUGUUGGCGACCCUGUACUGGUACGGAACCAGGAACCAUGGCUACUGGAAGAGCAAGGGGGUGCCGUACGAGAAGCCCCUCCCGUUCUUCGGAAGCAACAUCAAGUACAUCCUAAACAACGUCAGUUUGACGGAGAGGCUACAGAACUUCUACGAGGCCUACCCGAAGGAGCGAUACGUCGGUUUCUACCGCGGCAACGAGCCCGCCGUCCUGCUGCGGGACCCGGAGCUCAUCAAGCGCGUCCUGUCGACGGACUUCCGCCAGUUCCACUACCGCGGCAUCAACUUGAACGCGGCGCACGUCGAGCCCCUGUUCAAGAAUCUGUUCGCGGCGGAGGGCGACGUGUGGAGGCUCACGAGACAGAAGCUGACGCCGGCGUUCACCACCAGCAAGCUGAAGGCGAUGUUCCCGCUCAUCGUGGAGACGGCCGCCACGCUCGUGAACAUCGUCAACCAAUCGGAGCAGGACGAGAUCGACACCCGAGACCUCAUGGCGCGCUACACCAUCGACUUCAUCGGCUCCUGCGGCUUCGGCAUAAACUCCAACUCGUUGAACGACGAGACCUCGGGAUUCCGUCAGCUCGGGAAGCGUAUAGCUACGAUAACAAAACGCGACGCCCUGGUAUUCGUUUUGAAACGAACGGCGCCGGAUCUGUUCAAACAUCUCACUUACCUUGCCCCGGAGAUCGAGACUAAGCUGGUGUCGAUCGUGAAGCAGAUCGUGGAGCAGAGGAAUCAUAAACCGUCCGGCAGAAACGAUUUCAUAGAUAUGAUGUUGGAGUUGAAACAGAAGGGGAACAUCCGCGGAGAGUCGAUCGAGCACCAGAACCCGGACGGGUCCCCGAUGAUAGUCGAGAUCGAGUUUGACGACCUGCUGAUGUGCGCUCAAGCGUUCGUUUUCUUUAUCGCCGGCUUCGAGACCUCGUCUUCGGCGAGCAGCUACCUUCUUCACAAUCUGGCUUACAAUCCGGACCACCUGAAACGCUGUCAGGAUGAAGUAGAUGAGGUUCUGAGUAGAUACGAUGGCAAACUCUGCUUCGAUGCUGUAAAAGAAAUGAAAUACUUGGAAAUGUGCCUCAAGGAAAGUUUACGUAUUCUGCCGCCAAUUGGAUUUCUGAUGAGAAAAUGCGUCAAUCGCUACACAUUCCCUGACACAGAUCUGACAGUGGAGAAAGACAUGGUCAUGAUGAUUCCGACCCAAGGUCUCCAUUUCGACCCGCAAUAUUUUGAGGAUCCUCAGGAAUUUAAGCCGGAGAGAUUCAGUUCAGACGACGUUGAUAAAAUCAAGAAUUACACCUACAUGCCGUUCGGUGACGGGCCUCGAGCUUGUAUAGGGGAGAGGCUGGGUCUGAUGCAGUCUCUGGCGGGGGUGGCGACCGUCCUGCGCCACUUCGACGUGUCCCCGGGCCGCAGCUCCGUGCGCCGCCCGCCCAUCGACCCCAGCUCCACCAUCUUCCAGACCAUCCCCGCCCUGCCGCUACACCUCAAACCCAGGGUACACUGAUGUCUGAAAAAC
Aricia agestis (brown argus) is the source of this 1539-nucleotide messenger RNA. Its product is annotated as cytochrome P450 6B2-like. Bases 1 to 1527 code for a protein of 508 amino acids. The record is from RefSeq and is a predicted model, not a curated record. The transcript has 3 exons. Gene Ontology annotation, molecular function: iron ion binding; oxidoreductase activity, acting on paired donors, with incorporation or reduction of molecular oxygen; heme binding. Lineage: Eukaryota; Metazoa; Arthropoda; Insecta; Lepidoptera; Lycaenidae.